UUUGUACCGCAAAGGUGAGAGCGCCACCUAAUUAGUGCUUUAUUCCAUGACUAUUCGUACUAGCACCAAUGAAAGCUUUUGAGACAUCUAAUGUCUUUCAACUACCGGAACGCGGGUAGGCCUGGUGGUAAACGAAUAAUGCCAAACUAAUGAUCUUUCAUCAAAGGAGACACUGUUGAUAGCUAUAACUUUGAAGUAGGAUGGACCUUCGACUACUUGGAAUUAAAGAGUCUUCGUUGACCAUCUGUUACCUUGAACUGCUUAAGUAUUUAAGUACUUAGUAAGACUCUGUCAUGAUUAAAGAAAAUCACACUGUUCCCCUCUAUCUGUAUAGCGUAGAGAUGUGGAUCCUCGUAACAUAUGAUGAGGCGUCCCUCGGAUUCUUCUUCUUAUUUGGUGCUGUAACUGCCUAAGUGACUUUGGCCGAGUUCAACAAGGCACGCCAGUUGUUUCUGUGCGAAAGGACGCCAGUUGAAAAUGUCAAGUAAAACGUAGUCCUUCUCCACUUGGUAUUACCAUCGCAGUAGGGCUCUCCCUCUUCCGCUGCUACCAGCGAGUUCCGAGUUUAAUACUAUCAGAACUGGAGCAUCGGUGUUCAUUCAAAAGACGUGGCCAAGCUAACGGAGCCGCCCUUGGAUUGCCAAAGACUUAUGCCUCUUAUCCCUUUGUGGCGGAGAUUACCGGAGACGAUAGAACAAUGGGCUUUACAACAAUAAAUUUGAAUUUCAUGAUACAAUUUCCGUCUUUCGGAAUUGCUUGCCAACUGCAUGCUAAGCUAUUUAUCCACACGACUAAGACCUGUUGCUAUCGUUGCUUGGCUUCGUUACGCGGUCCUUUGUUACCCUAACAACCAAAAUAGCUAUGUAUUUAUGGAAGAUAAACAUUCGAGAGCAAAAUAUACAUAUGUACAGAACCAUAAUGACGAACCAGAAUGAGUUGGAUCAAUUGGCUGCAGCCGAAUUGGAAAGACUGCAACGACAACAUCGCUCCCUGCAGUUGGAGCUACGCUCCUUACUUGAAGAAAAAGCUAAGCAGCUGAAAAAACAAAAUCACAUGAUAACGGUUUUGCAACAAGAACAUCAAAAGCUGAAAGACGAGAUUGCUACACUAGAGGGUGGAGCGCAUGCUAGAAAGAAUACAAAUAAAGAAAAGCACUUGAGUUUUUUGCAAGGACAGAAUCAAGAGCUGCAGCAAAUUUUACUAGGUGAACGUGUCAAAAUAUGGGAGCUGGAAGGUCACAUUAAAAAGGUAGAAAAGGAAAUCGAUGGUCUGCGUAAGAACGAAGUCACCGAUAGCUGUUACGAGGAGAGUAUUGACAAAGUUCAUAAGAGUGUCGUCAAGUUAGAGAAUCGUCUGGAUGUGCUCAAUAAGAAGUGUAGUGAUGUCUUGGCAGAGAAUUGCAAAUUGCGUGACUCAAUAAAUCAUAUGCUGCAGGAUCGUGAAAUGCAACGCCGGCUGGAACACGAUGCCAAGCUGCAGAAAUUCUUUGACAUAAAAGGUCAAAAGCGUCUCAAUCCCGAGUUGGAGCAACGUGAGGCUAACAAGAAACUCGUUUUGAAAGAGAACUACGAAAGGCAGAUCGAGGGACACGCUAUCAUAGAUGAUAUUAAGGAGUUAUAUGCAGUGGAGGACACAGAUAAUUUGGCAGCGCAAUUCAAGCGACAAGAAGAGGAAAAUUUCGCGCUCUUUAACUAUGUCAAUGAGCUUAGUCACGAAGUGGAGGCAUUGAAUGAUACAACACAGGAGCUGAGUGAAGAAAUUGAGCGUCAAUGGGCGGAACACGAAGAAAAGGAGUUGAAGCAGAACACCGAAGCUUUGGAUUAUUUUAAUAGUGAGCUGGAGAGGAUUGAACUAGCAGCCGCAGAGGCUAAUGAAAGAAAAUUAACGCUACAUACGAGUUUGGAUGAAAUGUUGCAGGGUAUAUUGCAUAUAUUCAAACUUCUAUCCUGCAACGAUGCACCCAUCUUGAAUGUUUUGAGCUCUAAGACUGUAUUGACAAUGCAUAAUGUGAAACUUUUCGUUGGUGUCAUUGAGCGUUGAAUAAAUAGCGUUAUCAGCAAUAUGAACGUUGAUGAAUCAUCUACUAAAAUAUUGGCUAGAAAACAUCGCGUUCCAAAAUUUAAUAUCAAAGAGUCAGCUAAAGGAAAAAACUAA
Molecule: messenger RNA, 2154 nt
Organism: Rhagoletis zephyria (snowberry fruit fly)
Lineage: Eukaryota; Metazoa; Arthropoda; Insecta; Diptera; Tephritidae
Product: coiled-coil domain-containing protein 63-like
Source: RefSeq, a predicted model, not a curated record